GAACGUGACGCAGGACGUUGCUUUAAACGUUGGCAGUGGCGCGGCUUCCGUAAGAGUGUGAAUAACAUAAUUAAUUCGCGGAUUUUUAUUAGUAUAAUCCUGCUGAUGGCGGAUAGCAGAGCGCUGGGAGUUUUCCAGGAGAGGCUGAAAACAGUUUUCAGCUCUGUAUUUGAGAAUCUGCUGGCUGAAAUCACUGAUGUUUACGGAGAGAGUUUGGCUGAGCGCAUGCGCACUUCUCACUGUGAACAGUGUGCCAGAAAUCAGACUAAGAGUGAUUCCAAUGAGUCAGAGGAAAACAAUGAAGUCAGAGCGGCGUCUGAAGAUUCGCAGCCGUUGCAGAGCUUUCAAUACGGCGACAAAGAGAAUCCUGAGCUGACAGAAGAGGCAGAAAUAGAGAUAAUUAUUGAAGAGGAGAAGAAUACAGCGCUCAUGAGGGAUAAUGAAGUGCAGACGCUUCCUACAACACCCGGAGAUCAUCCAGAGUGCGCUGAGCCAGAUGUCAAAGAAGAAAACCAAGACACGGCGGUGAUGAUGAAUGAUGAAGAUAACACACUUAAUGGAGAAGAUGAUGAAGAAACCAUAACCAGUAAGUAUCCUGGAGCAGGUAAUGAAGAAAAACCUCAAGACGGAGAGCUUCAUCAACCGAACCAAUCUGUGGAUCUUCUGUCUGAUUCAGGAAUAAAUGUAGUGAUAUCAGCAUCAGCACAGACCCUGCGUUUUCCUCUGAGAGAGUGUUCUGUAGUUCUCCAGAGGUCUGUGGUGCUGCAGAAAGCGGUGUGUGUGUCCCACGGGCUGCUGGUGUGUGUCGUCUGUAGUAAAUUGUUCCAGUCCCGCCGGACACUGCGCAGACACCGGCGCUUCCACAGUGGCGAGCGGCCCCACGCCUGCAGGAUCUGCUUGAAAACAUUCAUCCUGCGCAGAACCCUGCGGCGGCACCAGCGGUGGCACCUCCAGCGGCCCUUCAGCUGCACGGAGUGUGGGAAGAGCUUCAGGCGCUGGCGGCGGCUCCGAGGGCACUGGAGGACACACACUGCAGAGGGGCCCUUCAGCUGUAAACACUGCGGGAAAACCUGCAGGAGUCUGAAGAGCCUCGACCGACACCUCGCAUACUACAGCCACGAUUGACUGAGGAGAAUCAACUAGCGUAGGAGAUUUGAGGAUUAGAGUCUGCAGAGUUGUGCCAUGAUAUUCAUUAUGUAAUGUUCUGUGUGUGGGUUUGAGUUUGAACACUGAAGUAAACAUCAGUUCUGUGUGUUCUUUAAA
Messenger RNA from Danio aesculapii, 1263 nucleotides. Its product is annotated as zinc finger and SCAN domain-containing protein 5A-like. The record is from RefSeq and is a predicted model, not a curated record. NCBI's taxonomy places the organism in Eukaryota, Metazoa, Chordata, Actinopteri, Cypriniformes, Danionidae. Bases 106 to 1125 code for a protein of 339 amino acids. Gene Ontology annotation, molecular function: RNA polymerase II cis-regulatory region sequence-specific DNA binding; DNA-binding transcription factor activity. Gene Ontology annotation, biological process: regulation of transcription by RNA polymerase II. The transcript has 4 exons.